Leucoraja erinaceus (little skate) is the source of this 2312-nucleotide messenger RNA. RefSeq names its product zinc finger, MYND-type containing 10 (gene zmynd10). Gene Ontology annotation, biological process: motile cilium assembly; inner dynein arm assembly; outer dynein arm assembly. Gene Ontology annotation, cellular component: centriolar satellite; cytoplasm. Lineage: Eukaryota; Metazoa; Chordata; Chondrichthyes; Rajiformes; Rajidae. The record is from RefSeq and is a predicted model, not a curated record. Bases 99 to 1418 code for a protein of 439 amino acids. The transcript is spliced from 12 exons.
UCUCUAUUAACACCGUAUUAACACGAUGUGUCACCAAUUGUGUUUUGACCUUCAAGUAUUACUGAAGGUAUUCACAGAGAAUUUCUUAAAGCUGUCUGAUGCGGGUACAAUUACCAUUUGAACUAAUUGGAUGUAUUGGUGGAUGGGAAAGAUUUAAAUGGGUCGAACGGGUUUCCUGGCUGGCUUGCAGGUGGUUCAGACAGCAUGAAUAUAUUGAGAAGUUGAAUAUGCAGGCCAUCAUCAGUGCCACUGCUGAAGGAGAUGAAUUUGUCAAAGAACACAUUUACUCGCUUGGGAAGGCCCCCACACUGAUCCAUGAGCUCAUUGCUGUGGAAGUUUGGAAGCAGAAGGUGUUUCCUAUAUUAUGUCAGCUCCAGGACUUCAAUCCAAAGAGCACAUUUCCAAUAUAUAUUGUGAUCUAUCAUGAAGCAACAAUUAUUAACCUCUUGGAAACUAUCUUUUAUCACAAGGAUGUGUGUGAGUCUGCAGAGGAGGCAGUACUGGAUCUUGCUGAUUACUGCCAUCGAAAGCUGACCCUACUAGCUGCACAGAGUGAAAGCUGCGAAAAUCAGGAGCGUGAUCCACCUACAGCUACAUCCCUGACAGAAUUGAAAAAGCAGAGUCAAGAUUUGGAAUUUGAUAUCGCGGUAAAGGCUGUUUCCAUUCUUCGCUAUAUAACUGAUCACAUUGACAGCUUGCCAAUCAGUGUUCAGACACGGCUGCUGAACACCCACAAUGUGCCAUGCCUGCUGGUUCAGCUGGUGGAUCAUUGCCCCUGGAGGCGAUACAAUUCCAAAGGUGAAUUACAGAAAUAUGCUGAUGGCAAGUGGUAUACAGUGCCCCUUGAAGAUCAUCUAAAAAUAACAAAAGUGGAUGGACAGGUCUGGAUUGCAUUGUACAACCUAUUGCUGAGGCCUGAUUGCCAGAAGAGUUAUGAUUUCAACAACUUCAACAAAACACAGUUGCUUAAGCUUCAAGGAUUCCUAACUGAAGUUCUCAUUGAUCAGCUACCCAACCUGGUGGAAUUACAACGCUUUCUAAGCCAUCUUGCCAUGGUAGAUCCACCUCCGACAAAGAAGAAUCUCAUCUUAGAACAGGUUCCUGAUAUCCGAGAUAGGAUUUUUCGCGAGAACUCAAACAAAUGGAAAGCUAUUGCCAAGCACCUAGUGAAAACUGCAUUUAACCCUUCUGAGCAGGAGUUACUUCAACAGGCACACAGAUUGGCAGAAACUUACAAUCUGAAUGUGAUGGAGAAUCUAAUUCCAGAGCGCCCAAAAUGUGGAUAUUGUGGAGAAGAGGCAGCAAAGCGCUGUUCCCGAUGCCAGAUUGAAUGGUACUGUGCGAGAGAGUGUCAGGUGAAGCACUGGGCGAAGCACAAGAAAGCCUGUGAUCUGAUGGCUGGUGCCGUAAAAGCAUGACUGCGGUAUUGGAAAUCAUUCAGCAGAAACCAAACUAGUGAUGGCUUGGUUGCAAUUUCUGAGAACUAGGAACUGAAUAGAACUAUGCAGUUCCAAUUGCGGAGUUGUACAUCUGUUUGGGUAUUCCCACUAUUGAGCAUGGUACAUACUGUAUGCUGAUAGUAUAGCCAUCUGGAUUUCCCAUUUGUUCAGAAACUUAUGAAGCAGGCCACUAACAUUGUGCUGCAGAAUGGGAGUCUCCUUCAUAUCAUUGUGGAUUUAGGAGAGCAAGCUUAAGAUAUAAAACAAUUUUAUUUCUGGUGCAAGUUUCUUCUGCAAAGUUCAAAAGAAAAAGUAAUUUUCUAGAAAAUAUUUUUAAGGAAGUUGAGUUUCACGUUUUUGUAAUGGUUUUUGUCAAAUUGCUAUUAUUUUGGGGUCUGUGAAAGCAAUUUGAAUAGUGACAUGUGGACUGGGGAUCUGUGAGGUUGGAAAGAUGGUGCUCAGAGCAUUGCGAUGAAAUACACAUUUAAAUCAAUUUAAAUGUUUCCAACUGCUAGCAUUUCAAAUACCACAGAAAUUGAAGGACUAUUUGGUCCCCUCAGCAGUUUUCAACAUGCACACGUCAGUUGGUGCUGCUCGUGGGAAAAUGUCUGAAACCAGCCAGUGCAUACAAAAAGAUAAAUCUGUAUAUUUUCUUAAAUAUGUUAACAUUUCAGGCAUCAAGAUUAUAUUACUUGUGGAGUAACCUUUGGUAGUGCAACGUUUUGAAUACACAGAGAAGUGGGACAUACAUUUCCACCAUUGUUGUCAGCAGAAGUGUUUGAAAGGGGGUUAUUGGUAGCAUCACAAACAAUUCUUGUCUGCAAUUUAACCAAAACAAAAUUAAACAGAUUGAGCUGAAAUUAAAAUAAAAAA